Polypterus senegalus (gray bichir) is the source of this 2282-nucleotide messenger RNA. It is a transcript of the gene pdk4, whose product is annotated as pyruvate dehydrogenase kinase, isozyme 4. The transcript has 11 exons. The record is from RefSeq and is a predicted model, not a curated record. Gene Ontology annotation, biological process: regulation of glucose metabolic process; protein phosphorylation. Gene Ontology annotation, cellular component: mitochondrion. Lineage: Eukaryota; Metazoa; Chordata; Cladistia; Polypteriformes; Polypteridae. Gene Ontology annotation, molecular function: pyruvate dehydrogenase (acetyl-transferring) kinase activity. Bases 238 to 1464 code for a protein of 408 amino acids.
UCAGUAAGAGCAGCGUUUUAAAAUAUUUUCAGAAGCUUAUUUGGAGAUUUGGACGGAGUUCUCAAAGGACACAGUCUGGAAAUAUUUUUUUUAACAGUUUGAUAAGGGUUUUACUUAAACGGAGAGAUUAAAGUACUCGUCUGUUUACUGAGUAGACGUGGAAAUUGAAAGUUAGACUGUCUUUUACCCCAUGCUUGAAGAACGAAGACUCCUUAGGGGAGCCAGGGUGUAGGAAACAUGAAGUUUGCACGUCUCUUAAUGAAAAAUGUAAUUUUGGCAAAUAUUCCACGGCAUGUCGAAAAAUUCUCCAAGUAUUCUCCAUCACCACUAUCCAUGAAGCAGUUCUUAGAUUUCGGAUCAGCUAAUGCUUGUGAGAAGACAUCCUUUGUGUUUUUAAGACAGGAGCUUCCAGUUAGGCUUGCUAACAUUAUGAAGGAAAUUAACUUCCUUCCAGACAAGCUACUUGGUACACCAUCUUUGCAGCUUCUUCAAAGCUGGUACUCACAGAGUCUAAUGGAAAUAGUAGAAUUUCUAGAAAAGAAUCCUGAAGAUCAAAAGGUUUUAUCAGAUUUUACAGAGGUUCUUAUCAACAUCAGAAACAGACAUAACAAUGUGGUGCCCACCAUGGCUCAGGGUGUGAUUGAAUAUAAAGAAGCCUUUGGAGUGGAUCCAGUCACCAACCAAAACGUCCAGUACUUCCUAGAUCGCUUUUACAUGAGCCGAAUUUCUAUCCGCAUGCUCAUAAACCAGCAUACUCUUAUCUUUGAAGGGAGCAGAAAUCCAGCACAUCCAAAACAUAUUGGAAGUAUUGAUCCUAACUGCGAUGUAGUUGAAGUGGUAAAAGAUGCAUAUGAAAGCGCAAGGUUGCUGUGUGAUCAGUAUUAUUUGGCCUCACCAGAGGUACAAAUUAAACAGAAGAAUGCCAAAGCAGUUGGCCAGCCAAUUCACUUAGUGUAUGUCCCUUCUCAUCUUUAUCACAUGUUGUUUGAACUCUUCAAGAAUUCUAUGAGAGCUACAGUGGAAACACAUGAGUCCAGGUCUCUUCCACCAAUAGAAGUUAUGGUUGCUUUAGGAAAAGAAGAUCUAACUAUUAAGAUGUCAGAUAUGGGAGGAGGAGUUCCUCUAAGGAAAAUUGACCGGCUUUUCAGCUAUAUGUACACAACAGCACCAAGCCCUGUGAUGGACAACUCACGAAAUGCACCCUUGGCUGGAUUUGGUUAUGGUCUUCCAAUUUCUCGUCUGUAUGCCAGAUACUUUCAAGGAGAUUUGCAGCUUUAUUCUAUGGAAGGAUAUGGAACAUCAGCGGUUAUUUAUUUAAAGGCCUUGUCAUCAGAAUCUAUUGAGAGACUACCAGUGUUCAACAAAUCUGCAUGGAGGCACUAUCGAACAAGUAUAGAAGCAGACGACUGGUGCAUACCAAGCAGUGAGCCAAAAGACCUGGGAAAAUACAAUGUUGACGUAUGAGUGCUAUAGCAGCAAGAUAAAGAGCAAUCUGCUUUUGUGGACCACCACUUAGUCUGUAUAGCAGCAGGUCAUCCAAAAGUCAAAUGGAGUCCAGUUUCAGAUUAACAAGAAUAAGAUGUGUAUGCAAGGAAGGAGAUUCAAGAGGGUUGGAUACACAUUGCUUCUGUUCACUGGUGCCAUGAGCCAAUUACAAGACAAAGACGCAGCUAAAGAAGUGUUAUAUAUUUGAGUAUGUUUCACUUUUAGCUGAUGACAGUUCUGGUAAAGGUUGCCUAAAUGCCAAUGGAAACAACAUAAACUAACAAAGUUAAGUUCGUAUUAUGCAAGCAUUCUUUUUAAUCAGACUUGAGUCACAGAUACCACUCAAUUUCCAUUACAGACUUCAUUACAGUUUGAUAUUUGCUGUAUAAUUAUUUUUCCAUAGACUAUAACCUCAAAUUUGUAUCAAUAGCAAGAUCAUGAGCUUCCAGCUGAAUGUAUUGUUUUACUCUAAUUUCUAAAAUACUACUUUACUAUAUUAAAUGGGAAUAUGGGCUUGCCUGUGUUGCUUAAAAGUGUUAGGGUAAUAUUGAGCAGUGAAACCUGAGAUAAGCAUCAUAGUGUGUUUUUUUUUGUGGUAAAAUGUGAUUUACCAAUUAUAGUGUUGGUGAGAGCUUUCAAGUAAAAUAAAAUUAGGACAGAUUACACAUCUUUUGUACUGUAACGCAAUUACUGAGUUACUGAUGUCUACCAAAUUAGAAGAACAAAUCCAUCCAUCCAUCCAUUUUCUAACCCGCUGAAUCCGAAGACAGGGUCACGGGGGUCUGCUGGAGACAAUC